Debaryomyces fabryi is the source of this 900-nucleotide messenger RNA. RefSeq lists its product as uncharacterized. The transcript has a single exon. The annotation marks the transcript as partial. The record is from RefSeq and is a predicted model, not a curated record. Lineage: Eukaryota; Fungi; Ascomycota; Pichiomycetes; Serinales; Debaryomycetaceae.
AUGGCACGCAAACAAAACAAAAAGUCCCAUUUGGCGAAACAUUUAAAGCCCGUCGAAAAUGUUUCUACAUCAGCAAACGCCAAUGAUUCGCUUGGAUCUCAUAUUGAGAACGCAGAUUUGCCAGAUAAACAUCGUCGAACCAGUAUAUUGAUUACUGGCGGCGACGAGGCUCUUCCACACAAUCAAUCAGUGGACGACGCUAUAUCGUCCAUGGCCAAACGGUCUGCCAGCUUUACCGACCAAAAGAUAUUGAGGAAAAGUCUGGUGACCGAAGGUGACGAAAUUAAGGAACAAUUAAAGACUCUCGAAAAAGAGUCGGAGCAUGAGCCAUCGGAAGUUAUGAUUGAGGAUGACGAUGGCAUGGACGGUGAAGAUGAUCACAUUGCGCCUAACCAAUUUGAGGAAGCCAUAAAGAAGAAUAAAUUAGAGAUCGACGACCAAGCGUCUGGUGGAAACAAUGGAGGUGUCCAACAGGAGCUUUCUCCAAGAACAACAUCCAAUGCAGACAAGCAAUUGGACUUCGGAAGUAAGGAUAAGGACGCCCAUGCGUUGGCUGCAGAUGUCAGCGAAUUAGCAUCCCAAGACAAUAACAAUACAAGUUCCAAUAAUGAUCCAAUAACCUUAGUUGGAGAUAAGCGAAAAAGUGAAUUGCAGGAGUAUAUUCCCGAAACAGGUGUAGACAACGAUUUCAACCCCGCUCAGGAAGACUUGGCUCAAGCACAUAAAGAGGGAAAAGAAGAGGUACCAGAAUCAUCGGAACCAUCAAAAAAAGAUACUUUACCAUGGGAAUCAGAAGCGCUGACUGACGCCAAGUUGCCAUGGGAGACAGAAGAUACGAAUUCCGAUAAGAAAGCUACGGAUCAGUUGCCUUGGGAAGAAAAAGAGUCUAAAACAAGUGAU